UUUUUCCGCAGGAGUAUCCAGAAGAACAUGGUUUACACAUGUCACAGAGAUAAAAACUGUGUUAUCAAUAAAGUUACCAGAAAUCGCUGCCAGUACUGCAGACUACAGAAGUGCUUUGAAGUGGGAAUGUCCAAAGAAUCUGUCAGAAAUGAUAGGAACAAAAAGAAGAAGGAACCUUCAAAGCAGGAGUCCACAGAAAACUAUGAAAUGACAGCGGAGUUGGAUGAUCUCACUGAGAAGAUCCGAAAAGCUCACCAGGAAACCUUCCCCUCACUCUGCCAGCUGGGAAAGUACACUACGAACUCCAGUGCAGAUCAUCGGGUUCGACUGGACCUUGGGCUUUGGGACAAAUUCAGUGAACUUGCAACAAAGUGCAUUAUUAAAAUAGUGGAAUUUGCAAAGCGAUUGCCAGGCUUUACAAGUUUGACCAUUGCAGACCAGAUAACUCUACUUAAAGCAGCCUGCCUGGAUAUACUGGUAUGUAUUUGUAACAUCAUUGGUGCACUACCAAU
Molecule: messenger RNA, 512 nt
Organism: Pterocles gutturalis (yellow-throated sandgrouse)
Lineage: Eukaryota; Metazoa; Chordata; Aves; Pterocliformes; Pteroclidae
Product: retinoic acid receptor beta-like
Exons: 3
Biological process (GO): retinoic acid receptor signaling pathway; regulation of transcription by RNA polymerase II; cellular response to corticotropin-releasing hormone stimulus
Cellular component (GO): transcription regulator complex; nucleus
Molecular function (GO): nuclear receptor activity; RNA polymerase II cis-regulatory region sequence-specific DNA binding; nuclear glucocorticoid receptor binding
Source: RefSeq, a predicted model, not a curated record